Anarrhichthys ocellatus (wolf-eel) is the source of this 2138-nucleotide messenger RNA. RefSeq names its product zinc finger protein 2-like. Gene Ontology annotation, cellular component: nucleus. The transcript has 2 exons. The record is from RefSeq and is a predicted model, not a curated record. Lineage: Eukaryota; Metazoa; Chordata; Actinopteri; Perciformes; Anarhichadidae. Gene Ontology annotation, biological process: regulation of transcription by RNA polymerase II. The coding region runs from base 193 to 1986 and encodes 597 amino acids. Gene Ontology annotation, molecular function: RNA polymerase II transcription regulatory region sequence-specific DNA binding; DNA-binding transcription factor activity, RNA polymerase II-specific.
CAACUGGAUCACAAUGAUGGUUCCUUGGACGGCACCUGCAUUAUUUCAGCUCUCAAACUCGCCAUUGAAGAAAUAACUGAGACAGAUAAACCACCAGCCCACAUCUUGGAAAAUAAGCUAUCAUGUACAUCUGAUUUGGAGAAGGGAUAUUUGACAUUGUCUCACAACACAACCGCUGAUGGUCAUACGGUGAUGGUCAUGAGUGGGAUGAAGGUGGAUGAGACUAGUGCGACUGCUGGGGAAAGUGGAACAGGGGUGCCUUUGGGAGGUGUUACGGGACAUGAAGAAAACGCAGGGCUUGUUAAACACCAAGCGGAGAAGGCUCCUCGGUUUCUCAAACAGUGCCGUGUUCAGCUAAAAAGACUGGACAUGCCGCCGCGGACUCGCCCUGCGAGACGAAACAGAGGCCUGAGGAUGAAAAAGAUGCUGUUGGAGGAGAAGAGAGCUCUUUGCGAAGAGGCCCUCCCUGCCUACAAGUCGGCUUCCAGGAAAACAAAACCCUCCAAUAGGACUCUCGUACACAUCUCUGAGGAAUCGAGCAGCUUCGGCAAAGUCGACUCCUCAUACAUGGCUCCCAUCGACGAUUGCAGUGACGAAUCGUGGUCUUACUACUCUGAUGAGGACUCUUGCCAUAAGACCGCUGGCAGCGGUCAUAGUAUGGCCGAAUCGUGGUCCAACUACUCGGAUGACGAGCCUCCGUUUGUGACUCCCGUCGGUAGUUCUACUGAAGGUGAUUCCAACGAGGACCCUUCCUUCGCGGGUCCUAAAAGGGUAUCAGCUGCCAGCAGAAAGCCGGGCAUCUCCGACGUCAAAGCCGGCGCUCCCAAAAAGACUCGGAAAGUCCAGUGUAUCAUCUGCAAUGAGCCCGUGAGCACGAGCCUGAGGACCCACAUGAAAACCCACUUCCCCACCGGUGGUUACACCUGCCCCCGGUGCGACAGCAGGUUCAAGCUCUUCUCGUCGUUGAGGCUGCACUUGAACAGGACCUGCUUCGAGCACGGUCAGCAGCAGGCGGAUCCGGCCAAGCCGGGAGAAGCCGACAAUCUUUUCAAAUGUGACGAGUGCGGCGAGGCUUUCGGGCACCAGGUUUCACUGGAAGGGCACAAACGGACCCACAAUGAACUCUACUGCAGCGUGUGUAGGAAGGUGCUGCGGGACGCGGCGACGCUGGCCAGGCACAAGGCCUCCCACACCCUGUUUCAGUGUAACCGCUGCGAGGAGACCUUCGUUCUGUUCAAGCCCUUGCUCAGGCACUGCGAGAACGUCCACCAAAUCAGGAGGCCGUUCAAAUGCAACUAUUGCCCCAAAGUCGUAGCCAAGCUGCGCGCUUUGAUCGUGCACGAGUGGAAGCACACGGGCCACCUGCCGUUCCAGUGCGCCCUGUGCUGCCUGAGAUUCAAAAGCGACGCGGAUCUCACCUCCCAUGAGAGGGUCCACACCAGAGAGAGGCCCUACCUGUGCGACGAUUGCGGCAAGACGUUCUCCCAGAGGUCCAACCUGCUGCGGCACUUGAAUUUCAUCCACGGCGAGUCUCGGAACGAGAAGAAGUAUUCUUGCACCGAGUGCGAGAAGUCCUUCAAGGAGAAAGGGGCCCUGAAGAAACACCAGAAGGCCAAACACUUGUGCGAGUUGUUCCGUCACCCGUGUCCGUACUGUGGAAAGAUGGUCUCCACGUCGACAAUCGCGAGACAUAAAUUGAUCCACACGGGAGAGAGGCCUUUCAAGUGCACCGUGCCCGAGUGCGACAAGUGCUUCAGGUCAGCUUCUGAAGUGAAGAGGCACGUGCUUGUGCACCACACCACGGAGAGACCGUAUAAAUGUGAUGUCUGUGGAAAGGGCUUUAUAAAAGUGUGUUAUCUCAACGCACAUGCUAAAGUACACUCAGGGGAGAAGCCAUUUGUUUGUCAUUUAUGCGGCAAGGCUUUCCCCAAGCGCUACAGCAUGCAAAGACAUAAAACACUUGUGCACGCAUUUGUAACGCAUUAACCCGCAUGGAAGGAAUGCUUCGUUAAACAGCGGUCGGACAAAAUUGACAUGUAGAGAAUUCACUGUUCGAACCAUUGACAUUUUGAAACAGGUUUAUAUUGAGACAUAAUAUUUUCUAAAAGCCAUAUCAAACAAACCUGAGAGAAACAUAC